AUAACAGUAGAAACAGGGCAGGGUCCAACACGGGCACAGUCUGCCGUCGGGAAACGAUUUCACAACUUGUUUUUGUGUUUCAUCUCAGACGCGGUGACGUUUUUGUUUUCCAAAAAAGGGAAGACAUUUCUCUGUGUGUCUCUCUCUGUGUGUGUCUGUGUGUGAAGCGCAGGGAGGAGUUUGACAGCGAAGCUGCGUGAAGUUUGAUGAAACUAUGCGAGCGCGUCGUGGAGAAGAAGAAGUGCGCGCGUGAAAUGUUCCGGUUCUUCGGCGCGCGCGACUCGGAGGUGUUUGGGUCGUGACUUCCAUCCAGCUGCGGCGCGCGCUCAUCUCAUAUCUCAUAUCUCAUCUGAUCUGAUCUCAUCUGAUCUGAUCUGAUCGCACGAUUCAGAUGCGCUUUCUCGUGCAGGGAAAAUGCAUGAUUGGGUUGCACGGAGGAUGUCGGAGCGCGAGCGGAAGACUUUGACGCACGCGGGGAUCGGGAUUUAAAAGUGUGACGACGACGACGACGACGAUGAUGAACUCGGAUCGGGAGGGAGGUGCGUGUGUGCCGGCACCGGAAUGUGCGCACAGAGGAAGCGCGUCGUGCCUUCACGCGGACGGCGACGGCACCUCGGUCCCUGCGGCCGGAGAUUUCUGGAACGCACCCGCGGGGACUGUGUGUGUGAGUGGGAGUGGGAGCUGCCCGGAUGGCGGUGGCGGGUGUAUCGGAGGAUCUUCGGGCUCUGGUGGCGCGUGCAAGAGCCGAGCCGCGAGUGUCGCAUACGUCCUGAACUCGGAGUCGGGGCCCGCAGAGAGCGCGGCCCUGCAGUGCCUGAAGGAUGCAUGCGACGCCGCAGGUUGCAGGCUGGACGUGGUCCAGUUCGGCAAGCUGGACUUCGGAGAGAUGGCUGUGCUGGACCAGUUCUACAACGCAGAUGUUGCCGUGGUGGAAAUGACAGACGCUUUCCGACAGCCGUCUCUCUUCUAUCACCUGGGAGUGAGGGAGAGUUUCAGCAUGGCCAACAACAUCAUCCUGUACUGUGACUCCAACUCCGACUCACUGCAGAACCUCCAGGAGGUCGUGUGCCAGAAAAACACUUCCUGUGUGGCGAACUACCUGUUUAUUCCGUACAUGGUGACUCCUCAGAAUAAGGUGUACUGCUGUGAGAGCAGCCUCAUGAAAGGCCUCAGUGAGCUGAUGCAGCCUGGUUUUGAGGCUCUGCUCGGUCCCAUCUGCAUGCCUCUGGUGGAUCGCCUGACCCAGCUUCUCACCAGCACACAGACCAGCUCCUGCCAGUACUUCCGGGAAACCAUUCUGAACGAGAUCCGCAAAGCACGUGAGCUGUACACGGGGGUGGAGCUUGCAGCAGAGUUGGGGCGGAUCCAGCAGCGAUUGGACAACGUUGAGUGUCUGUCAGCCGACAUCGUGAUCAACCUGCUGUUGUCAUACAGAGACAUACAGGAUUAUGAAUCCAUCGUGAAGCUGGUCGAGACUCUAGAAAAGCUUCCAACAUUUGACCCGAUUGCCAACCCUCAUGUGAAAUUCCACUAUGCCUUCGCUCUAAACAGGAGGAACCAGCCUGGGGACCGACAGCGAGCUCUGAACAUCAUGCUGCCACUGGUGGAAUCUGAAGAGCAAGUGGCCUCGGACAUUUACUGCUUGGUGGGACGCAUCUAUAAAGACAUGUUUCAGGACUCGCACUUCUCUGACACUCAAAGCCGAGACAGCAGCAUACAAUGGUUCAGGAAAGGGUUUGAAUCGGAGCCCACAUUGCACUCGGGUAUAAAUUACGCUGUGCUUUUGCUGGCCGCUGGUCACCAGUUUGACUCUUCCUUCGAGCUCCGUAAAGUGGGUGUCAAGUUGAGCAGUCUCCUGGGAAAGAAAGGCAGUCUGGAUAAGCUCCAGAGUUAUUGGGAUGUGGGCUUUUUCCUGGGCGCGAGCAUUCUAGCCUGUGACAACACCCGUGUUUUACAAGCCUCUGAGAAGCUCUUCAAACUUAAAGCACCUGUCUGGUACCUCUGCUCGGUGGUUGAAACCAUUCUGGUCUAUCAGCACUUUAAGAAACCUUCAACUGAGCCUCCAGGGCCUAAACAGGAACUAGUGGAUUUUUGGAUGGACUUCCUGGUAGAGGCGACCAAAAAGGAUGUAUCAUCUGUCCGUUUCCCUGUAUUGAUUCUGGAGCCCACUAAAGUCUACCAGCCGUCUUACCUGUCAAUCAACAAAGAUGUGGAACACAACACACUCUCCAUUUGGCAUGUGGCUCCUGAUGACAAAAAUAAGGGGAUCCAUGAGUGGAAUUUCAGUGCGGCGUCAGUGCGAGGCGUGAGCAUUUCCAAGUUUGAUGAACGCAGCUCCUUCCUCUAUGUAGUGAACAACUCUGAAGACUUCCAGAUCUACUUCUGCACAGAGAACCACUGCAAAAGGUUCUGUGAGCUGGUCAACAGUCUGACUGAAGAAACCUGGAAAUGUUCAGACGAGGUGGAGUGUGACUCUGAAACUUUAGAGUAUGACUAUGAAUACGACGAGCACGGCGAGAGGGUGAUUCUGGGUAAAGGCACAUUCGGCAUCGUCUAUGCAGGUCGUGACCUCAGUAACCAGGUGCGGCUGGCAAUCAAGGAGAUUCCCGAGCGGGACAGCAGGUAUUCUCAGCCUCUGCAUGAAGAGAUUGCGCUGCACAAGCACCUGAAGCAUAAAAACAUCGUGCAGUACUUGGGCUCCAUCAGUGAAGAUGGCUUCAUCAAGAUUUUUAUGGAGCAGGUGCCAGGAGGCAGCCUCUCGGCACUGCUGCGAUCCAAAUGGGGUCCACUGAAGAACAACGAGCCAACCAUUGGCUUCUACACCAAACAAAUCCUAGAGGGACUCAAAUACUUGCAUGAUAACCAGAUCGCCCACCGAGACAUCAAGGGAGACAACGUCCUGAUAAACACCUACAGUGGAGUUCUGAAGAUCUCCGAUUUUGGCACGUCAAAGCGCCUGGCUGGCAUCAACCCCUGCACCGAGACCUUCACUGGAACGUUACAGUACAUGGCUCCUGAGAUCAUAGACAAAGGCCCUCGUGGUUAUGGGAAACCAGCGGAUAUCUGGUCACUGGGCUGUACCAUUAUAGAGAUGGCCACAGGAAAACCACCUUUUUAUGAGCUGGGAGAACCACAGGCGGCCAUGUUUAAGGUGGGAAUGUUUAAGAUCCAUCCAGAAAUUCCAGACACCAUGUCAGCUGAGGCCAAGGCAUUCAUUUUGCACUGUUUCGAGCCGGACCCGGACCUGCGCGCUACAGCCAACGAGCUGCUCAUGCAUGAGUUCCUCACCGUCACGUCACGCAGGAAAAAAUCCAAGGGGAGCAACUUCACAGCUCUGACCCCAGCAACUGAAUAUGUGCGCAGUAUCUCCCUCCCUGUUCCGGUGGUGGUUGAGGAUACGAGCAGCAGCAGUGAAUAUGGCUCCGUCUCUCCAGACAACGAGCUGAGCGCCAACCCCUUCGUCUUCAAGCCCAGCACCAAGUGCCUUAGUGAGAGAGAGGUCAAAGGGCAUCGCUCACUCUUCCUCAGCAUCCCAGUGGAGCAGUUUGAGGACCACAGCGCUCCUCCGUCUCCAGAAGAGAAGGAUCCUGGCUUCUUUAUGCUGAGAAAGGACAGCGAGCGCAGGGCGACAUUGCACCACAUCCUCACCGAGGACAGAGACAAAAUAGUCACCAACCUGCAGGAAGCACUCACACAGGGUGCGGAGGAGACCAAGCUAAAGCAUGAGCAUAUUUCCACUCUGGUGGCCAGCCUGGGAGAUUUUGUACGAAUGGCUGACCGGAAGAUUAUUGCCAACACGUUGUCUCAGCUCAAACUGGAGUUGGACUUUGACAGCGUCGCUAUCAGCCAGCUGCAGGUGGUGCUGUUCAGUUUCCAGGACGCGAUGAACAAAGUGCUGCGGAAUCACAAUAUCAAACCUCACUGGAUGUUCGCGCUGGAUAACAUCAUCCGAAAAGCUGUACAGACCGCCAUCACCAUCCUGGUGCCAGAGCUCAGGCCACACUUCAGCUUGGCGUCGGAAAGCGACCCCGCUGACCAGGAAGACGUCGAUGAGGAUGCCAUCCAUCAUGGAAGCCUCACCAGUAAAAACAGAAGCCCGACCAUUGCCAACCAUGAUGACACGGUGGCCACGUCUGGAGUGAGCACGCUCAGUUCGACUGUCUCAGAGUCUCAAACUGCGCAGCGCUCUGUCAGCAUGGAACUCGGCCGCAUGAAGCUCGAGACCAACAGGUUGUUAGAAGAGUUGGUGGAGAGGGAACGAGAGUAUCAGUGUAUCCUGCAUCAGGUUUUGGAAGAGAGGGAGAAGGAGAUUAAACUACUGAAGAUUCGCUCUGAGCCCAUUGGUGUUGCUACUCCCUCGGUGAGUACUCAGAGUUCACUGGGAAGCGAAGGUGACCCUGAGCUGCUCAAAUGGCUCAGGCUCCACGGAGCUGAUGCAGACUCUAUAAACAGGAUUGUAGCAGAGGACUACACUCUGGAUGACCUCCUUCAUUACAUUACCAGAGAUGACCUGAAAAGUCUGAGAUUAAAGGGUGGGAUCCUGUGUAAGCUAUGGAAAGCUAUUACAGAAUAUCGAGAAAAACCUAGCUGAGAUGGUGACUUGCUACCUGUUCUACUGAUUUCUGGUCUGUUUACAGACCACAAUCCUGAGAACCUGCUCCAGAAAGUACACAUACAUCACGACUUGGGCACAUCUGUGCUGAACUAAAGGAUAAAUUUGGUCAACGUGGACAUUUAACGUCGCCCUUUAUGCACUGUCCAAUUUGAAAGCGACUCGAGUUUUCAUACCCAGUCGUAUUGGGUGUGGCCCAAACCAUGGCUCAUGACAUACAUAGAUUUGCUCAUCGCAGCCAUGAUAUAAACUUUUAUACUGAUGCAAGUUCUAGUAUCAGCUUGUACCAGAACAUUUUGGGGUGUUUGUUUCUGUUCACAUGUACAGUGUAUUACCUUCUUUCACUAUUUAAAAAUGAGAAGAUUGUGGAUUGAACGAACGUCUACACUGGUGAGGCUAGGACACAGGUUGGAGUUCUUCAUACAUGAAGAAUAUGAUUUGUUUCUUUGCUUGUUUAUGUUUACAAAAAGAAACUGAGACUGACUCUUGUCCUGGAAUACAGGCAGAAUCCUUCAUCCUUCACACACUUUCUAGCUUGCACUUAUAUUUUAAACAUUUAACUAAGUUUUUAAUCUUAACACUAUAUUUUUACUACUAUUAUUAUUGCCUAUUCAGAUUUUCCAUCUUUUUUUUUGGUUUUGUUUUUACUUUCCAUUGAGUAAGUGCUUGCUUUUGACUUGAUCUGCUUGGUUGAGCUUUUGUACUGGGUCCUGUAUUUAAGCACAACAAAAUGUGUUGCACCUUUGAGUCAAUUUCCAUAGAUAAUCCUUAAAAUUCUUUAAAAUUGUACUAUAUGAAAAUUGACAAAAAUAGGCAACCAUGGAACAAAGGUGGGCUUUUUUUUUUAAGUCAGAUUUCUGUAACUAGUGAAGGAUUUUUUGGUCAUAGCUUAUAUUUCUUAAUACAUACCUCCAACCAGUAAAUGUACAUUCUAUAAGAAUCAUGACUUUAUAAAGCUUUCCUCCAGUCAGUAAUACUUAGCUUUAAUAUAUUGACCAUUUUCAUUGAACACAGCUUUUUCUGUAUUUGAUAUUCGAUAUUUAACGUCAUUUUAGCUUAUUUAAUCAUGUUUAAAUAAAAAGAUUAUUUGUGUAUUGUUAAAAGACAAUCCUAAGAAUUAACUGUGAAAUUAAAGUGGGACUUGAAAAUCA
This is a messenger RNA of Neoarius graeffei (lesser salmon catfish), 5763 nucleotides long. It is a transcript of the gene map3k5, whose product is annotated as mitogen-activated protein kinase kinase kinase 5. Bases 515 to 4591 code for a protein of 1358 amino acids. Gene Ontology annotation, biological process: cellular response to stress; protein phosphorylation; MAPK cascade. The record is from RefSeq and is a predicted model, not a curated record. Gene Ontology annotation, molecular function: MAP kinase kinase kinase activity; ATP binding. The transcript has 30 exons. Lineage: Eukaryota; Metazoa; Chordata; Actinopteri; Siluriformes; Ariidae.